UUCUAACUGCUUAACCUGACAGUAACUUACAGCGGCAUCUCUUUCUUGGUCUAUGUCACACCUCUCCACCAGGUUACACAAAAGUCUGUCCAUAUGUUUUUUCAGUUAUCUUGGUGACUGUGUGGCCAACUGACUGACAGACUGCCCAACCAACCAACUGUGUGCGUGUUGAUUUGUUCAGAAAGAAACAAGGAAGUAUGAAGCGUCAGAGUUUCUCCUCUGAUGAAGAGAGGGUGAAGAGACAGAAACAGGUGACAUCAAGCCUCACCCAAAGUUUAGCAGAAGACUGGGGGAACCUCCCUCAGCAUGUGGUCCUGCAGAUCUUCCAGCAUCUCUCCCUUGUGGACCAGGCCAAGGCCUCAUCUGUGUGCCGGCGCUGGAAUGACGUCUUUCACACACCUGACCUGUGGAGGAGGUUUGAGUUUGAGCUCAAUCAGCCGUCCACGUCAUACCUGCGUUCCACUCACCCUGACCUCAUUCAGCAGAUUAUCAAGAAACACGCUCAGCACCUGCAGUACGUCAGCUUCAAGGUGGACAGCUGCACAGAAUCUGCAGAGGCGGCCUGUGACAUUCUGUCCCAGCUGGUCAACUGCACCAUUAAAACUCUGGGGCUAAUCUCAACCGCUCGACCCAGCUUCAUGGAUGUAUCUCAGGCUCACUUUGUGUGUGCUCUGACGGUGGUGUUUGUAAAUUCUAAGUCCCUGUCCUCCAUCAAGAUCGAUGACACACCUGUGGAUGACCCCUCCCUGAAGGUCUUGGUUGCCAACAACAGUGACACCCUUAAACUGCUGAAGAUGAGCAGCUGUCCUCAUGUCUCCCCAGCAGGUAUCCUGUGUGUGGCCGAUCAGUGCCAUGGUCUCAGGGAGCUGGCACUGAACUACCAUCUGCUGAGUGAUGAGCUCCUCCUUGCCCUCUCCUCAGAAAAACACGUUCAUUUGGAACACCUUCGCAUUGAUGUGGUUAGUGAAAACCCAAGUCCAACAUACUUCCACACCAUCAAGAGAAGCAGCUGGGAGGCCCUGGUCCGACACUCCCCGAAGGUCAACAUCGUCAUGUACUUCUUUCUCUAUGAGGAGGAGUUUGAGCCCUUCUUUCGUGAGGAGACCCCCGUCACCCAUCUGUAUUUUGGCAGAGCAGUUAGCAAAGAGAUGCUUGGCCGCAUCGGACUCAACUGCCCUCGGCUGGUGGAACUGGUGGUUUGUGCCAAUGGCCUGGAGCCUCUGGAUGAAGAGCUGAUCCGUAUAGCUGAACGGUGCAAAAGCUUGACGGCCAUCGGGCUGGGCGAGUGCGAGGUGACCUGCACUGGUUUUGUGGAGUUUGUGAAGAUGUGUGGGGGAAGGCUGACACAGCUGUCAAACAUGGAAGAGGUGUUUAUCCCAGACAGCAGCUUCAACAUGGUGCAGAUCCACAGUGAGGUGUCCAAGCACCUGGGCCGCAUUUGGUUCCCUGAUAUGAUGCCCACCUGGUAGACUGCUAUAAAACCUUAAUUGAAAGAUUUACAGUGCAUCCAGAAAGUAUUCACAGGGGUUCACUUUUUUCACAUCUUUUUUAAUGUUACAGCCUUAUUUCAAAAUGGAUGAAAUUAAUUUUUCCCUCA
Molecule: messenger RNA, 1597 nt
Organism: Thalassophryne amazonica
Lineage: Eukaryota; Metazoa; Chordata; Actinopteri; Batrachoidiformes; Batrachoididae
Gene: fbxl3l
Product: F-box and leucine-rich repeat protein 3, like
Exons: 5
Coding region: 198-1469 (423 amino acids)
Biological process (GO): entrainment of circadian clock by photoperiod; SCF-dependent proteasomal ubiquitin-dependent protein catabolic process; G2/M transition of mitotic cell cycle
Cellular component (GO): nucleus; cytosol; SCF ubiquitin ligase complex
Molecular function (GO): protein binding
Source: RefSeq, a predicted model, not a curated record